AUGUUUUAUGUCAUUAUUAAACAAAUAGAAACACUACAACAUUUAAUAUAUCAACAAGAUUUAAAUGAAAGAUCAAGGCUCUCAAGUUUAGAUCAAGAAAGAGAUAGAGAAAGAGAUAGAGAAAGAGAGAGAGAAAGGGAAAGAGAUAACAGAGAAAGAGAAAUUAGAGAUAGAGAUAACAGAGAAAGAGAUAACAGAGAAAGAGAUAAUAGGGAUAGGGAUAGAGAAGAACAUAUUUAUAAACAACAACAACAACAACAACAACAACAACAAUAUCCGCAUCACCAACAUAUGCACUUACAUCAACAAAGCCAACAACCGUCACAAAUUGGAUCGCCACAUUCACCAAACCAACAACCUCAACAUAUAUAUAGCAAUGGUACAUCACCACCUCAUUUAAAAUUAAACAAAGGUUCAACGCCAAAUCCUUCAUCUUAUCAUCCAAACAAUGGUUAUAAUGUAUCACCACAACAACACACACAACAUCCUCAACAAAACCAACAUAACCAAUUCCAACAGCACCAACAUCAACAUCAACACCAACAACAACAAUACCAACAACAACAUCAGCACCAACAACAACAACAAUAUCACCAACAACAACAACAACAACAACAACAACAACAACAACAACACCCUCAAAACCCACAACACCCUCAAAACCCGCAACACUCUCAAAACCCGCAACACUCUCAAAACCCACAACACUCACAACACCCACAACAGCAAUACCAACACAAUCAACAAAAUCAACAACUACCACAACCAACGCAACCGCAACAAAGCCCACAAAGCCAACAUCAUCAACCACAUCACCAUCAACAGCUCCAACCCCAACCUCAACACAUCCAAUUACAUCAACAACCAAAUCAACAAAUCCAACAAGCUCAACAACCUUUACAUGGACCACAACCAUCAAAUGGAAAUAAUAAUAAUAAUAAUAAUAAUAAUAAUAAUAAUAAUAAUAAUAAUAAUAAUAAUAAUAAUAAUAAUAAUAAUAAUAAUAAUAACAAUAAUAAUGGAAAUGGAAAUACUUUCCAAAGGGCAAGCAACAACAGCAGCAGCAAUAAUAAUAAUAGUAAUAAUAAUACAAAUAGUAAUUUCUUAAAUGAUUCAAGAAAAAAAAGACAUAUAUAUGAGGAGCCACAAGGAAAUAAUUGUAACAAUACAAAUGGUAAUCAAAAUAAUAGCCAAAAUAAUAAUAAUAAUAACAACAACAACAACAACAACAACAACAACAACAACAACAACAACAACAACAACAAUAGCAACGGAAGUAGUAAUAAUAAUAAUAUUGGGUCAUCAGAUUCACCACUUUUAAAUAGUGAUGAUAUAGAUUCACCAAGAACGGGCAACUAUAUAAAAUAUGCUCAAAGUCAGGAUGACCCAAUAUCUGAUGAUUCAUUGGAAGAUAGUGAUCCAUGUGAAUUGGAAUUACAACAACAAACAAACAUAAAUAAUGGAUUAAUGAUUUUCCAUGAUGCUUUAUCACCAGAGGAAAAUUAUGACAUGUAUAAUAAAUUUAAAUUUAAUAAUAAUAAUAAUAAUAAUAAUAAUAAUAGUAAUAAUAAUAAUAAUAAUAAUAAUAUUAUUGGUAACAAUAAAAAACAAAUAAAUGGUAAUUACAAUAAUAGCAAUUCAUCACCUUUACAACAACAACACCCAUCAUUACAAUGCGGUAAUCAAAAUGUACAAUCACCCCAAAAUCAUCAAUUUACACCACCUCAAUCUUAA
Molecule: messenger RNA, 1734 nt
Organism: Dictyostelium discoideum AX4
Lineage: Eukaryota; Evosea; Eumycetozoa; Dictyosteliales; Dictyosteliaceae
Exons: 3
Coding region: 1-1734 (577 amino acids)
Biological process (GO): chromatin remodeling
Source: RefSeq, a predicted model, not a curated record